AUAUACCUAUUCUCUCACUCAUACCGCACCCUCCUACCGCAGCACCGGCAACUCCCCAAAACCCUAGACCUUUAUAAACCCUUGGGUUUUGCUGGGUUCUCUACCACUCCACUUCUCUUCUCUUCGUUAAACCCUAACUCUCUCCAUCUCACUUCUUCCCAUGGGCAAGUCAAGCAAGAAGUCCGCCACUAAAGUUGACGCAGCCCCUGCUGUAGUCCCAGUCUCGAAGUCUGGCAAGAAAGGAAAGAGAGAAGCUGAGAAUGAGAUUGAAAAGGUUGUGAGUGCAAAGAAGCAGAAAAGAGAUGAGGCAGUUGAGCAAGCCGCUCUGAAAAAGAAGAUUGAGGUGAAGACACAGAAGAAGAAAGUGGAAUCCAGUUCUGAUGAUUCUGAUUCAUCCUCCGACUCUGAGGACGAGAAGCCGGCCCCAAAAACUGUUGUACCUGCAAAGAAAAUUGUAGCUGCUAAGAAUGGUGCUGCUAAGAAGGUUGAGUCUUCCAGCAGCUCUGAUGAUGACUCAUCUGAUGAGGAUGAAAAGCCUGCUGCCAAAGCAGCAGUGCCUGUUAAGAAGGCUGUUCCUGUUAAAAAUGGUAAAGUUAGUUCAGAAGAGGAUUCGAGUGAUGAUGAUAGCUCCUCAGAUGAUGAGCCUAAGAAAGCAGCUAAGGUUGUUCCACAAGCAAAAAAAGCUCCUGUUGUAGUGGCCAAGAAAGAUUCUUCAGAUAGCAGUUCUGAAGAGGACAGUGAUUCUGAUGAGGAAGUAAAGGUAAAAAAUGUACAAGUUUCUGCCCCUAAAAGGAAAAUUGAAUCAAGUGAUAGCUCUGAUUCAGAAAGUGAUUCUUCUGAUGAUGAGGAAGUGAAGGUAAAAAAUGUACCAGCUUCUGCCCCUAAAAGGAAAAUUGAAUCGAGUGAUAGCUCUGAUUCAGAAAGUGAUUCUUCUGAUGAUGAGGAAGUGAAGGUAAAAAAUGUUCCAGCUUCUGCCCCUAAAAGGAACUCUGAUUCAGAAAGUGAUUCUUCUGAUGACGAGGUUCCUACAACCAAGACUGCCGUUCCUGCUGCCAAAAAGGUUCAGCCAUCUAAGAAAACUGAGGAGAGUUCAGAAGAGAGUGAUGAAAGUUCUGAUGAAUCUGAAGAAGAGCCUCAAGCUAAAAAAGCAAAAGCUCCGGUUGUUGCCAAACCAAGUGCUAAAACUGUUCAAAAGGAAAGCAGCAGUGAUGAUUCAGAUGAGGAGAGCUCUGAUGAUUCAGAUGAGGAAACACCAAAGGCAGCACCUAAGCCAACCAAAGCUCCAAAAGAAAGUAGCAGUGAAGAAGAGUCAGAUUCAGAUGAUGAAUCUGACGAUGAAGAACCUUCGAAGACACCAAAGAAAAAGGCAUCUGAUGUAGAAAUGGUAGAUGCUGCUACACCAAAAACUCCAGCUACUUCAGAGACUGGCUCUAAGACUUUGUUUGUUGGAAAUUUGCCAUUCGGUGUUGAACAAUCUGAUGUGGAGAAUUUCUUUAAAAGUGCUGGAGAAGUUGCUGAUGUUCGAAUUGCUUAUAAUGAUGAAGGGAGAAUGAAGGGUUUUGGGCAUGUUGAGUUUACCACUUCAGAGGCGGCUAAAAAGGCACUUGAAUUGAAUGGCCAAGAACUGUUGGGUCGUGGCCUGAGACUUGAUUUGGCACGUGAAAAGGGUCAAAACGCUACUGCUACCCCAUACAACAAAGAGAGGGGCUCAUUCCAGCAGUCAGGAGGAAAAAGCAAUACAGUUUAUAUUCGUGGUAUUGAUACAUCCGUUGGGGAGGAUGAGAUUAGAAGUUCACUACAAGAGCAGUUUGGUGAAUGUGGAGAGAUUACAAGAAUUUCCAUCCCCAAGGAUUAUGAUAGUGGUUCCUUUAAAGGCAUUGCUUACAUGGACUUUGCGGACUCUGAAGCUUUCAACAAAGCUCUAGGGCUAGAUGGCCAAAAUUACUUGAAAGUAGAAGAGGCAAGACCCCGAGGUGAUUUCAGCAGUGGUGGUCCCAGAGGCGGUGGCAGAACUGGAUCUGGUAGGCGAGGCAGAGAUGGUGGCAGGUUUUCUGGUAGGCGAGGCAACUUCUCAGGUGGUAGAAGUAAUGGACGUGGAUUUAAUAAACCAAGCUUUGCCCCAUCAGGGAAGAAGACAACCUUCGGUGAUGAUUAUUAAGUCGUUAUAGAUGAAUUUUGAAUAGUAUUUUUGCCCCUUUCCUGAAUUUUCGUUUAAUGUUUAGUUGGUAAAUUAAGAAUAUCAAAUUUAAGAGAGUUUUUUUUUUUUGAUUUGGGGAUGGUUGAGAUAACCACUCCAUUGGUUCACUAUGACAUUACAAGUUCUGCUAGUAUCGGAGUUUAUCCAAAUAUUUUGAGUAUUCAUUUAUUUGUAUGUUUUAUGUAUGAAAAUUGUCAUGUUGAGCUAGUAUAAUGCAAAUCAUAUUUUGGCA
Molecule: messenger RNA, 2429 nt
Organism: Humulus lupulus (European hop)
Lineage: Eukaryota; Viridiplantae; Streptophyta; Magnoliopsida; Rosales; Cannabaceae
Product: nucleolin 1
Exons: 19
Coding region: 161-2158 (665 amino acids)
Molecular function (GO): RNA binding
Source: RefSeq, a predicted model, not a curated record